AUGGGCUCACCUACACUAAAGAAAAUGAAGUGCAGACUAUGUUUUCUAGGUGCUCUCUAUCCUGAUAAUACUACGGGCCGGCAAAAGGAAGAUGACUACCUGAAGCCAGGGAAACAGUAUACUUACAAGUGGUUUGUAGAUACAAAGCAGGGGCCUGGCCCCAGUGACAGCAACUGUGUGACAAGGAUUUACCACUCCCAUGUAGACACUGUAAAAGAUGUGACUUCAGGACUUAUUGGACCAAUUCUGACUUGUAAAAAAGGGACACUGCAUGAAGACACUGAAGAAAAUAUCGACAAGUCUUAUUUUCUGGUGUUUUUUAUAGUUGAUGAGAACAAUAGCUGGUAUAUCGAUGAAAAUAUUCAUAGAUUUACUGAAUCUGGCGAAGUUAAUACAAGUGAUCCUGGCUUUGUGGAGAACAAUAUCAUGUACUCCAUAAAUGGAUACAUAUAUGGAAAUCUGCCCCGUCUCACCAUGUGUGCAGAAGACAAGAUCAAGUGGCAUUUCGUUGCUAUCGGUGGUGGGAUUAACGAACACUCCAUCUAUCUCCACGGACAAACUCUGAUCUCUCGGAAUCACAGAAAGGACACCAUCAUGGUCUUCCCGGCCUCGUUGGAAGAUGCCUUCAUGGUAGCCAAGGGCCCUGGAGAGUGGACGCUGGGCUGCCAUAUACAUGAGAGUAUGCAGGGAUUUUUCAAUGUAAAGAAUUGCCAAAAACCUUCAACAGAAGUUGCUGGGACACAUGUUGUACAUUACUAUAUUGCUGCUGAGGAAAUUCUUUGGCAAUAUGCUCCAUCUGGUAUAGAUUUUUACACUAAAAACGAUUUAACAGCGCCUGGAAGUGAAUCCCAGCCAUAUUUUGAACAAAGCCCAACCAGAAUUGGAGGAACUUACAAAAAGCUAGUUUACCGUGAAUAUACAAAUGCUUACUUCCAAGUACGGAAGGCAAGAGAAGAACACCUUGGAAUUCUUGGCCCUGUCAUUAAGGCAGAGGUGGGACAGAUCAUCAAGGUCACUUUCUUUAACAAUGCUUCCUUGCCACUCAGCAUGCAGCCUCAUGGACUGCGUUACAGCAAGAGCAAUGAGGGCUCAUUCUACAAAACACCUGGCAGAAGUACCCCUCCACCGUCUGCACAUGUAAAUCCUGGCACAACAUUUGUCUAUACAUGGGAAGUUUCAAAAGAUGUAGGUCCUACCUCCACGGAUCCCAGCUGCUUGACCCGGUUCUACUACUCUGCAGUAAAUGGGUCAAAAGAUACUAACAGUGGCCUUGUAGGGCCUCUCCUCGUGUGCAGAAGUGGAAGUCUUGGAAAGGAUGGCAAACAGAAAGGAGUACACAAAGAGUUUUACCUGCUUGCUACAAUAUUUGAUGAAAACAAAAGUCUUCUCUUGGAUGAAAAUAUUAGAACAUUUAUUACACAGCCUGAAAAUGUGGAUAAAGAGGAUCCAGGCUUCCAAGAGUCUAACAGAAUGUACUCCAUAAAUGGAUACAUGUACGGAAAUCUGCCCAGACCGAAAAUGUGUGUGGGAGACAAAGUUUCAUGGCACAUUUUUAGUGUGGGAUCAGGGAGAGAUAUACACGGGAUAUAUUUUUCAGGAAAUACCUUCACUUCCUUAGGAGCAAGGAAGGACACUAUAACUGUGUUUCCCCACACCUCUGAGACGCUUUUUAUGACACCUGAUUCCAUAGGAAUUUUUGAUGUGUAUUGUAUGACGUCAGAGCACUAUCUAGGAGGCAUGAAACAUACAUACCAAGUGAAUCAGUGUUCAAAGCCAAAACCUGAUCAAACUCCAUACAAGGAGAAAACUAUUUACAUUGCAGCUGAGGAAAUCGUAUGGGAUUAUUCUCCUAGCAGAAAGUGGGAGAAAGAACUGCGCUGGUUACAAAGAGAGAACAAAACAAACGUAUAUGUAGAUAGAAAUGGAACACAUCUUGGGUCCAAAUACAAAAAAGUUGUAUACCGUCAAUAUGAUGAUAAUACAUUCACAAAAAAGACAAAAAGAAAUGAAGACGAAAAACAUCUGGAUAUACUAGGUCCAUUAAUAUUUGUCAACCCUGGUCAAAAACUUCGAAUUAUCUUUAAAAAUAAAGCCUCAAGACUAUAUUCUAUUCAUGCUCAUGGAGUGAAAACGAACAAUUCCACUGUUGUUCCCACUAGGCCAGGAGAGAUUCGAACCUAUAUCUGGGAGAUCCCUGAAAGAACGGGUCCUACCUCAGAAAACUUUGAGUGCAUACCUUGGUUUUACUAUUCGACUGUGUCCGUGGUUAAGGAUCUUAACAGUGGACUAGUAGGCCCUUUGAUCGUAUGUCGCAAAAACACUAAAUCCAACCUAGUACACCGUGUUCUCCACUUCAUGAUUUUUGAUGAGAACAGAUCAUGGUACUUAGAAGAAAACAUCAAUACCUAUUCUUUGGAGCCAAAUAAUGUAAAUAGGGAAGAUGAUGAUUUUGUCUUCAGCAACCAAAUGCACGCAAUUAACGGAAGACUAUUUGGAAAUAACCAAGGCCUGACAGUGCAUGUUGGGGAUGAAGUGAAUUGGUAUCUGAUUGGCAUGGGGGGCGAAUUUGACCUGCACACAGUUCACUUUCACGGCCACAGCUUUCAAUUCACGGAUCAGGGACUGUAUCGAUCUGAUGUUUAUGACCUUCCUCCUGGGAUCUAUCGAACUGUAAAAAUGUAUCCCAGAGAUGUUGGAACCUGGUUAUUUCAUUGCCAUGUUGGUGAGCACAUUGAUGCUGGAAUGGAAAGCACUUACACUGUACUUGAAAGAAAAAGUAAGUAAGAGCUAUUAGUCAAAUUAAUUAGAAACGAUCAUAUUUAAAUAAAUGCAGCAUGUAUAUAAAGAUAUUUGAUCUAUUGUACAUUUACAUAGUGUGACGCAACACUCAUUCAUUCAAAGAUUAUUGCUUUGAGAUGACCAACAUACUCUAGUUUUAUUUUCUUUAUACAAAUUAGGUAACUGUUUAUGAUCUGAUAGGAGUUACUCUAGAUUUAAAUGCAUAUAUGCAUAAGAGGUUUAAAUAAACAAUUCAUAGAAGAAAUACAAAUCUCGUUUGAACCUAUAAAAAUGUCCAACCUUGCUAAUUAUCAAGUCACUUAAAAACCGCACGUUGCUGAGUCAGGAGGAUCGCUUGAGCCCAGGAGUUUGAGGUUGCUGCAAGCUAGGCUGACGCCACAGCACUCA
Microcebus murinus (gray mouse lemur) is the source of this 3186-nucleotide messenger RNA. The record is from RefSeq and is a predicted model, not a curated record. Lineage: Eukaryota; Metazoa; Chordata; Mammalia; Primates; Cheirogaleidae.